Molecule: messenger RNA, 684 nt
Organism: Fraxinus pennsylvanica
Lineage: Eukaryota; Viridiplantae; Streptophyta; Magnoliopsida; Lamiales; Oleaceae
Source: the annotation of a GenBank genome assembly
AUGGAAGGAAACUUUGUGAAAUCAAAAUUCAACCGGGUUUGUGUUUUCUGCGGGAGUAGUUCUGGUAAGAGAGAGUGCUAUAAAGAGGCAGCGAUUCAGCUGGGGGAAGAACUGGUGGCAAGAAAGCUGGAUCUAGUUUAUGGGGGAGGAAGUAUAGGAUUAAUGGGCUUAGUUUCUCAAGCCGUUAAUAAUGGAGGAGGACACGUUCUUGGAAUCAUACCAAGACCGCUUGUGGGAAAAGAGAAAACUGGGGAGACUAUUGGGGAGGUGAGAAUGGUGGCUAAUAUGCACCAAAGGAAGGCUGAAAUGGCUAGCCAUUCUGAUUGUUUCAUAGCAUUGCCAGGUGGAUAUGGUACUCUAGAGGAGUUGCUGGAGGUUAUAACAUGGGCACAGCUGGGCAUCCAUGACAAGCCUGUGGGUUUACUGAAUGUUGAUGGGUACUACAACUACCUCCUCAACUUCAUUGACAAAGCAGUGGAUGAUGGGUUCAUAAAGCCUUCUCAGCGUCACAUCUUUGUCUCUGCCCCCAAUGCGAAAGAGCUCGUUCAGAAACUGGAGGAGUACGUGGCAGUGCAAGAUGAAGUGGUUGUCAAUUUAAAGUGGGAGCAGCCAUCAGCACCAGCACCAUCUCCACCGCCACCAAAUCAAGUGGGCUUUAAAGCCCUUGCAGCAGCAGCAGACUGA